Molecule: messenger RNA, 2231 nt
Organism: Pyricularia grisea
Lineage: Eukaryota; Fungi; Ascomycota; Sordariomycetes; Magnaporthales; Pyriculariaceae
Exons: 3
Coding region: 229-2124 (631 amino acids)
Source: RefSeq, a predicted model, not a curated record
GCCUCAAUAGGCUUUUUUCCGAGGCUUGUUUUUUUUUUUUCUUUACUCUUGUCCCGAGACUGGCAUCUCUCUUUUUUUUUCUUUUCUUUUUUCGAUUACUUCUUUUGGUGUUUUCCUUUGAACCUUUUUAGGUCAUCAUUACCCUUUACCCUGGAUGUUUGACAAUGUCCCCUGGUGCUCAGUAAAGGACUUGGUCAAAAGGACUUGGGUCACUACAUCAAGUACCAAAUGAGAAGAAAAAGAUCACGCACAAAUGCUCUUUCGCAUACGGUGCUUGUGGCCGCCACCGGCCUGCUACUCUUGACUCUUCCGACGGGGGUUUUAAGCAGAAGGCUCUUUGAAGGAGAUGCUAAGAUCCCUGCCGACUUCAGAGAGGUGACAGGACCUUCUCCCUUGGGUGCGGCGUCCGCACCUCUCAUCACACCGGCGCCGGUGGCGGUGACAGCGAAGGUGCGACGGGAUGAUGUCGACGACCUGGAUGUUGACUACUACCAGGCAGCCUUUGGGCCGGGUCCUGGGCCUGGGCCUGGCCCUCCACGACCACGACCUCCAGGACAGCAGCAGCCACCACAGCAGCAACAGCCGCAACAACCAGGAUCGCAACAGCCACCUUCACGGGGUCCAGAUGAUCAGAUAGUCAUGUCGCUAUCUAGCGCGCUACUGGCCGCUCAGAGGAAUCUCAGCCAGGCGUCUCAGACGUUUGAGCAGUCCAUCAGCGAGCUUCAGGGAUCCUUGGCCUUGGCGACGUCGGCAGCUCAGGCUGCCAGUUCAAACGCGGCUGAAGCGUCCACCUCGGCAGCCUCUGUUGCUGCAUCGGCCUCUACCGCCCUGGCUGUCGCGAGGGCAUCCAUCAGCAACAUUCAGGCGGCCGCAUCUCAGUCAUUGGCGGAUGCAGAGACCCGGGCCAAGUUGGCUCAGGCGAGCGCCAACAGUGCCGAAGCAGAUGCAAGGCAGGCAAGGGCCGAGGCGGAUAGCCGUGUAUCACAAGCCCAGGGCGCCUCCGUAUCCAUCACUCAGGCCGCCAUCGCCGUGGUCGCAUCCGUCCUGGGCUCGGCUCUCAUUACUUUGAUAGUACUCUGGCUCCUCAUGCGGUACCGGCGUAAGAAGAAAAUAGAGAAGCUCGCCGAGGAGGAGGAAAAGGAGCAGAUAGCGUUGGCUGCGGAGAAGCAGCGCCUGGCGGCCGAGGAGGCUAGGAGACGCGGACUGGAGCGGGGGGCAGCCGCCAUGCUGAUGCACUCCCGCCAACGGAACAGCGGGUCGUUUCAGUCACGGAACAGGGUGGGGAGUGUCGGCGUAGGGGGUGCGAACCGCAACUCUGUUGCGUCGCGUAGGGGCAGCAUGGUCGGGCAGCGUGGCCCGGGGCCCGGGAGUGGCAUCGGCGGACCCCCAACUAGGCCCCAAUCUGGGUCGACCAUGGCCAGCAGCAGCAGCCACACAUACGUGAGCGACCAUCCCAUCAGCUUUCCCAGGGGGGCUGCACUGGCCGGGCCUCCUGGUUCUCGAAACAGAGAUUCAUUCAACAGUGAACAUGGUUUGGUUGGCUAUGCGAUGAGCACAACGAGCGAUCACACGUCGUCGAGGCCCGUCACGGCUGACAUGUCGGCCGUGCCGGGAACGGGACGUUUCAACCUCGCCUUGGGGUCGCACCCAGUGGGCGGCGCGCCAUCGUCCAACACGGAUCUGAACCGGUCGUCAUCCCAUGGUUCGGACCGGAGCCGCCCUACGUCAAGGGCGCCAUUCUUCCAGCAGCGACUUGGACGGUUGGAGGAGGAAGACCUACCCAGAACCAGUCUGGACCGACAACGACCUAGUCUCGACCGGCAACGAACCACCAGCCCAACUAUUUUGCGGACAGCCGGGGACGAAACGGCAGCGACGGGAUCGGGAAGGGUGGUGGAUACUUCAAGCAGCGAAACUGCGGUGGAUUCGGGGGUAGAAAGAAGGAGAGAAGAUGGGAGCAAGGAGGAUGGAGGGGGCAAAUCAGAAGGACAGGAGCCACGAGGAGAAGCACAAGGGCACGGCCGCAUCGCCAAGCUGUCCAUCAAACAGGGCAACGUCUCGGCCGUGUUUACGGCCCGGCUCAUGGACCGAUUCCUCCGCACCGCCCAAGCAAAGCUCCGGUGACAUGCAGCGGCUAACGGUUAACCAAGGUAACUACGGUACCUACCGACCUAAACAUCCCGUCCGAAAAAAAAGCCCACACGGCAUUUCGUCACUCGACCUUCGCCAUG